AUGUUCAGGCUACGUCAGUCUACGUGUCUGCUCCUCACCGUAUGGUUCUUGUGUAUUCCUGGUUCGGUUCACGUGGUUCGAGCUCAAAACCAAACUAGAGCCACUACUCAUUCCGACGAAGCGCGCGCUUUAAACUCCAUCUUCGCGACUUGGAAGAUUCCGCCGCCGAGUGAAUGGAACAUCACCGGCGAGCUUUGCUCCGGCGUCGCCAUCGACGACGGUGUCCCCAUAACCAACCGUGCCUACAACCCUCUAAUCAAAUGCGACUGUAACUUCAUCAACUCUACAAUCUGCCGUAUCACUGCUCUGAAGGUUUAUGCGAUAGAUGUUGUGGGAACUAUACCUGAAGAGCUCUGGACUUUGCAAUACCUCACAAAUCUGGACUUGGGACAAAAUUUUCUGUCAGGCUCCUUGCCUCCUGCAAUUGGAAAUCUUACUCGAAUGAAAUCGAUGACUUUUGGGAUCAAUGCGUUGUCUGGCCCUGUUCCUAAGGAAAUUGGUUUGCUUAAAGAUUUAGAAUCACUUGGUUUAGGUUCAAAUAACUUUUCUGGUUCUAUACCAGCUGAGAUUGGGAGCUGUACAAAACUACGGGAAAUCUACCUAGAUAGUUCUGGACUCAGCGGAGUCAUACCUUUAUCAUUCGCUAAUCUUGUGGAGCUGAAAGACGCUUGGAUUAUGGAUCUGGAAAUUACAGGUCGGAUACCAGACUUUAUAGGAAAUUGGACCAAACUUACUACCUUGAGAAUUCUUGGAACUGGUUUGAGUGGUCCAAUACCGUCGUCAUUCUCUAACUUAACUGCUUUGACAGAACUGAGGCUAAGUGAUAUAUCCAAUGGAAGCUCUUCUCUUGAAUUCAUCAAAGACAUGAAAUCUCUAAGUAUAUUAGUAUUGAGGAACAACAAUCUCACAGGGACAAUACCGUCUAGUAUUGGAGAAUUCUCAAGUUUGCAACAAGUUGAUUUAAGCUUCAACAAACUACGUGGAGCAAUUCCGGCUUCACUCUUCGACUUAAGUCAACUUACUCACUUGUUUCUGGGAAACAACACGUUAAAUGGUUCGUUGCCCACUCAAAAGAGGCAGUCUUUGAGCAAUAUAGAUGUGUCGUAUAAUGAUUUGUCUGGAAUUCUUCCUUCAUGGGUCAGCUUACCAAACUUGAAACUCAACGUAGUUGCUAACAACUUCACAUUAGAAGGUCUUGACAACAGGGUUUUAUCAGGGUUGAUCUGCCUGCAGAAGAACUUUCCAUGUAAUCGAGGCAAAGCAAUCUAUUCUGAAUUUUCGAUCAAUUGCGGAGGCCCAGCGAUAAGGUCUGUUAGUGGAGCCCUGUUUGAGAAGGAGGAUGAGGAUCUUGGACCAUCUUCGUUCAUCGUGAGUGCUACUCAGAGAUGGGCAGCCAGUAGCGUAGGACUUUUUGCCGGAAGUAGCAAUAAUAGAUACAUAGUUAAUUCACAAGCACAAUUUAUCAACACUUCGGACUCGGAGCUUUUUCAGUCAGCAAGACUUUCUGCAUCUUCCCUAAGGUAUCAUGGGUUGGGGCUAGAAAAUGGAGGCUAUACUGUAACACUUCAUUUUGCUGAAAUACAAAUGCGAGGUUCUAACAGUUGGACAGCUAUUGGAAGACGACGUUUUGACAUUUAUGUCCAGGGAAAACUUGUUGAAAAAGAUUUUGAUAUACGAAGAACAGCGGGUGACUCUAAUGUUCGAGCAGUUAAGAGAGAAUAUAAAGCAAAUGUGUCAGAAAAUUACCUCGAAGUUCAUCUUUUCUGGGCUGGAAAAGGAACAUGUUGUAUUCCUAUUCAAGGGGCUUAUGGGCCAUUAAUAUCGGCUGUUAGUGCAACACCAGAUUUUACACCAACUGUGGCUAAUAAGCCACCAUCAAAUGGGAAGAACAGGACAGGUACUAUUGUGGGUGUCAUUGUUGGCGUGGUACUUUUGAGCAUCGUUGCAGUUGUGGUUGUCUUCAUCAUCCGAAAAAGAAGAAAGCGGUACACAGAUGAUGAAGAGCUACUUGGUAUGGACAUAAAGCCUUACACCUUUACAUACUCGGAACUUAAAAGUGCAACUAAAGAUUUUGAUAUCUCAAACAAGCUUGGAGAGGGAGGAUUUGGGCCUGUUUAUAAGGGAAACCUCAAUGAUGGAAGAGAGGUAGCGGUAAAGCUGUUGUCGGUUGGAUCCCGACAAGGGAAGAGACAAUUUGUUGCAGAAAUUGUAGCAAUUUCUGCAGUUCUGCAUCGCAACCUAGUACAACUUUACGGGUGCUGCUUUGAAGGAGAUCAUCGUUUGCUCGUAUAUGAAUAUCUCCCUAAUGGAAGUCUCGAUCAGGCACUAUUUGGGGAUAAGACUUUACAUCUUGAUUGGUCAACCCGUUUUGAGAUAUGCUUGGGAGUAGCCAGAGGUCUAGUCUAUCUCCACGAGGAGGCGAGUGUUCGCAUAGUACACAGGGAUGUGAAGGCCAGCAACAUUUUGCUUGACUCUAAACUGGUCCCAAAAGUUUCUGAUUUUGGGCUUGCAAAACUAUACGAUGACAAGAAAACCCACAUAAGUACUGGAGUUGCAGGGACAAUUGGGUAUCUUGCGCCAGAGUAUGCAAUGCGUGGACAUCUAACGGAGAAAACAGAUGUGUAUGCCUUUGGUGUUGUGGCUCUUGAGCUAGUGAGUGGAAGGCCAAACUCUGAUACGCACUUGGAGGAUGAACAAAUGUAUCUUCUUGAAUGGGCAUGGAAUCUACACGAGAAAAACCGAGUAGUCGAACUAAUAGAUAAUGAUCUAAGCAAAUUCAACAUGGAAGAAGUGAAACGUGUGAUUGGCAUUGCUCUGUUGUGCACACAAUCAUCUCAUACCUUGAGACCACCAAUGUCAAGAGUGGUGGCCAUGUUAUCAGGAGAUGUUGAGGUCAAUGAUGUCACUUCUAAGCCAGGCUACAUAACAGACUGGAGAUUUGACGACAUUACCACCACUACCCCUGAUCUCAAUGCCCUUCAAACUAAACAGACAGGUGCUCCUGCCUCCGAGAUAUCGCCAGGAAACACCGACUCUCAGCCAAUGCUUGGAUCCAAGAUCAAUGUUGGAAGAUGA
This is a messenger RNA of Arabis nemorensis, 3075 nucleotides long. NCBI's taxonomy places the organism in Eukaryota, Viridiplantae, Streptophyta, Magnoliopsida, Brassicales, Brassicaceae. The record is from the annotation of a GenBank genome assembly.